AUGGAUGUGGCCAACAAGUCUACAGUUUGUGAAUUUGUUUUGCUAGGACUCUCUAAUUCCUGGAAACUACAGAUGUUUUUCUUCGUGGUGUUUUCAGUGUUUUAUGUGGCUACAAUGGUGGGUAAUAGCCUCAUAGUCAUCACAGUUAUAGCUGACUCUCACCUACACUCUCCUAUGUAUUUCCUGCUUGCGAACCUUUCUGUCAUUGAUAUGUCUCUUGCUUCAUUUGCUACCCCUAAAAUGAUUACAGACUACCUCACUGGACACAACAUCUCCUUUGAUGGCUGCAUCACCCAGAUAUUUUUUCUACACCUUUUUACCGGUACUGAGAUUAUUUUGCUUAUGGCUAUGUCUUUUGAUCGGUAUAUUGCAAUAUGUAAGCCUCUCCGCUAUGCUUCAAUCAUAAGUCCCCAGGUGUGUGUUGCUCUUGCCAUGGUUUCCUGGGUUGUAGGGAUCAUGCAUUCAAUGAGCCAGGUUAUAUUUGCUCUCACGUUACCAUUCUGUGGUCCUAAUGAAGUAGAUAGCUUUUUCUGUGACCUUCCUGUGGUGUUCCAGCUGGCAUGUGUGGAUACUUAUGUACUGGGCCUCUUUAUGAUCUCAACUAGUGGCAUAAUUGCUUCCUGCUUUAUUCUUUUAUUUAAUUCUUAUGCGAUUGUCCUGGUUACUAUCAAGAAACAUUCUUCAAAAGGAUCAUCUAAGAUCCUUUCUACUUGCACAGCUCAUUUCAUUGUUGUUUUCAUGUUCUUUGGGCCCUGCAUCUUCAUCUACAUGUGGCCACUAAGCAGUUUUCUGAUAGACAAGGUCCUGUCUGUGUUUUAUACCAUCUUUACUCCCAUUCUAAACCCAGUAACCUAUACUUUGAGAAAUCAGGAAGUGAAGACAGCUAUGAGGAAACUGAAGAAUAAGCUUCUGAAUUCUAACAAGACAAUGCCUUUGCAUUAUUUUUAGUUUUAACUUCUAGUUUUACUCCUGGGCAUUAAAGUGUCACAAUGUUUGUAUACACAGCCUGUGUUAAGCUCUUAUUUCUGUGGUUCCUAAUUGCAAUUGUCAAAAUAUGU
Messenger RNA from Sus scrofa (pig), 1058 nucleotides. Its product is annotated as olfactory receptor 4K2. Gene Ontology annotation, cellular component: membrane. Gene Ontology annotation, biological process: G protein-coupled receptor signaling pathway. Gene Ontology annotation, molecular function: G protein-coupled receptor activity; olfactory receptor activity. Lineage: Eukaryota; Metazoa; Chordata; Mammalia; Artiodactyla; Suidae. The record is from RefSeq and is a predicted model, not a curated record.